AUGAGUCCGUCUCCAAGACUUGUAUAUGAAGAGCCGAAUGUUGAGAAUACGAUUCUUUACUUCACAUACCAGGCCUCAAGCCCGGCCAAGUUUUCGCCCUCCGAAGACGACAAGUUCAUCAUGCAUGGAGGCUCACCAUCAUACACGUUAAAGAUACACAACAACCGUGGUUUGCUACGAGACUUUUCCAGUGACCAGGUCUCGCUAUUUGUGCUCAGUUCGAGCUUGCUCAUAUGGUCGAAUUUGGAUGGUCUCGGUCUCGAGUUGCCCUACCAGUCGAUAUAUCUCCACGCUUUGGAAAACCGCACGCUUUAUUUGCAAGUGCAAAAUUGCAAGGAGUUGGGGCUGCUAGAUAGUGAUGCCGACAGUGUGGAAAUCAGGUUGGUGGAAGAUGAGCAGGUCUUGGGCAAUACAAAUCCACUUUUGCAGCGAAUAAGUGGCGGGGCUAGCGCCAUUUACGAGGCCAUGACGGUUUGUUCAGCCAUGCAUGCUGACUCAGAAGAAGACGAGGAAGAACUCCUACAAGAUGCUCAUCCUGGUGGCAGUGGCAGUAAUAGCGGGCUAAAAGCGAUUGAAAUCCCAGGCAGCUGGCUAAGCGACGGGGAGUUUGGUCCGGAAACUUUGCUUAAUAUCAACGGCCAAGCUGACGAUCUCGGUGACCACGAAGACGACGGAGGUUCCGUGGCUGGAAUGAGCGUGAAUAUUGGCAUAAGCUCGGUUCUAGGAGUCAAGAGGUCGGGUGAAGCUGAUGGUGGGUUGAUCCAAAGCAAGCGGAAUCGAGUUAAUUGA
Molecule: messenger RNA, 789 nt
Organism: Lodderomyces beijingensis
Lineage: Eukaryota; Fungi; Ascomycota; Pichiomycetes; Serinales; Debaryomycetaceae
Source: the annotation of a GenBank genome assembly